Messenger RNA from Schistocerca serialis cubense, 774 nucleotides. RefSeq names its product filaggrin-2-like. Lineage: Eukaryota; Metazoa; Arthropoda; Insecta; Orthoptera; Acrididae. The record is from RefSeq and is a predicted model, not a curated record. The coding region runs from base 1 to 774 and encodes 257 amino acids. The transcript is spliced from 3 exons.
AUGGCAGUACACAGCUGCGCGACGCCGUUCGACCUGGCGAAGUUGGCGGCAGCGGACUGCAAAUGCAGUGUCAAGGUGGAAGUGGACUUACUUGUUUAUCAGCAGCAAGGCUUGCAACAAGGGCCGCAGCAGGGUGCACAGCACGGGACACAGCACGGCACACAGCACGGGACACAGCAAGGCACACAGCACGGCGCGCAGGGCACGCAGCACGGCCCGCAGCAGGGGCCGCAGCAAGGGCCGCAGCAGGGGCCACAGCAGGGACCGCAACUGCAAACAAAGGGAGCAAUUAUCAGCAGUCAGCAUUCAAACGGCGAAGUACACAACACCGGCCAUACCAGGGGAGUCCACAGGGGCCACAGCACGGACCGUAACUACAACAAAAACUGUCAGCAAGGGACUCAGCAGCAUGGCAUAUAUGACAUAUGGUAUGGCACACAGCAGGAGCCACACAGCAUGGACUACAACUACAAUGUGAGCACACUUUCAACAGUCAGCACAGAAUACAUCAAAACAUGCAGCAAAGAAGACAGCAGAGGUACCAACAAGAGCCAUAAUAUUGACCGCACUGGCAGUAACCGCAAAUGGCACCGAUUACACUGUCAACAGUCAGGACAGGGCACAGCAAGGCAGAAGGCGUGGGCUUCAGCAGGGAAGACGGCAACUACAAAGAGCACGUGUACACUGUCAGCUGUCAGCAAGGGACUCGGCAGCACAUCAUGUGGCACAGUGCGCAGCAGGGGCCACAGUACUGAGUACAACUACAAACAAUGA